Molecule: messenger RNA, 1644 nt
Organism: Trichomonas vaginalis G3
Lineage: Eukaryota; Parabasalia; Trichomonadida; Trichomonadidae
Exons: 1
Coding region: 1-1644 (547 amino acids)
Biological process (GO): nucleocytoplasmic transport; activation of GTPase activity
Cellular component (GO): cytosol; nucleus; perinuclear region of cytoplasm
Molecular function (GO): GTPase activator activity; small GTPase binding
Source: RefSeq, a predicted model, not a curated record
AUGAGUGAGCGCCUUGAAAAGAUCAUUCCUAUGCUUAGGAGGAACGAUCCGAUUAUCAACUCGAUAAAUUUAGUUAAUGUCCGAAUGGAUGAUAUUAUUGCUGAUAAGUUAAUCGAUGCUUUAAACGCUAAUAGUUUCAUUGCAAAAAUUUCUCUACAAAAAAAUCAAAUUUCCAAACGUAUUUGCAUGAGGAUAUUCGACUUACUUAAAGCGCAUCCAAAACUCACGCAUUUAGAAAUUAUUGAUAAUGAUGUUGAUGAUGAAUCGAUUGAACACCUUUCAAAUGUCUUAAUUUCCUUACCACCAAAUAGAGAUAGCAUUAUGCUAAUUCUUCGUAAAAAUAGUUUUGAUAUUAGGGGCGCACGAGCGCUUGCAAGAGCGAUUGAAAAAAAUGCUCCUGUUGUAUGGCUAGAUUUACGAGGGAAUGAUCAUAUAGGAGAUGCUGGUGUCAAAGCAAUUGCUUUUGCUCUCACGAAAAAUCGUACACUUAGUGGGUUGGAUUUAAUCAACUGUAAAUGCGGAGAAGAAGGUGCUGCUGAGCUUUCCGACGCAUUGCUUAAUAAUACAACGUUAACAACAUUACUUUUACAAGAUCGUUUUGAAGCAAAAGUUAUUUACUCACUAGGAAGCAUGCUUUCGGAUGCUAACUGUCGUCUUCAAGCUUUAUAUUUAUGGAGCUGCAAUAUUACUACAGAUUUACUACAAAAAUUAUGCGAAUCAUUAAAAAAUAACCGCUGUUUAACAACACUCGCUCUUUCAUACAACAAACUCAAUGAUGAUGCCGCCUAUUACAUUUCCAGAAUGAUUUUAGAGAACAGAUCCAUUACGAAACUCCAUCUUGGAGCGAAUAAAUUUACACGCAGCGCCUCAAGCUAUUUCAGCAUUUGCUUAAACAAAAAUACCACACUACAAUACCUAGACAUCUCUAGGAACGUUAUUGCAAGCGAAGGCCUUUGGCCAUUGUCAGUUGCAUUAAGCGGAAACAAAGAAUUAAAAUUUUUAGACUUACGACACAAUUCCAUUGACUUCCGUGGAGCCGCAAUGUUCAGUGAUCUCUUUGAGCAGAAUGAAAGCAUUAUGACUCUCAGAUUAAGUGGAAAUAAAUUUGGAGAUCCAUCUAUCGCUUUAAUGGCUUCAAAACUGAAAAUGAAUAAGUCAAUCAAGGUUUUGGAACUAAUGGAUGUCGAUAUGACCAAGAAAGGAUUCACAGCCAUAUGCCACGCCCUCAAAGAAAAUAAAACUCUUCAGAAAUUGACGGUUUCUCAGAAUAAUUUAAAUUCUGAGGCCAUGAAAAGUUUGUGUGAACUUUUGAAAGUGAACACAACAUUGAAUUCGAUUUCUAUGAGUGGAUGCGGUAUUGAUGAUCAGGGAUGUGCUUACAUUGCAGAAGGAAUUGGUUCUAACGCGUCUUUAUCUUAUUUAGAUAUAUCUAUGAAUAAUUUUACUGUUAAUGGAAUGAAUAAGAUUCUCAAUGCUUUGCUAGGUAACUUCUCAUUGCUCAAAAUUGAUUAUAAUAACAAUACAAAUAAUGAUCAAAAUUUGGGCGAUAAAAUUGCGGAUUAUUUGGAGAGAAACAAUUAUUAUCAGCAUAAUGAGCUAAUGAAAGACUUGGCAAUGCUCGCGACUGAUGAAUCCUUCUUGUAA